AGACUGAUUGACUCGCUGGCUAUCAGUUAUUUGCGAUUUAGUUGAAAGUAGUCAUACAAAUUCAAUAUCGCGCAUUCCUCCAAAAUCCACAAGUAAUGUCUCACACUGUAGACGAAAUCGUUUUCCCGAGUCACUUUGCAUGGGGUGCUUCAACUGCUGCCUACCAGAUCGAAGGAGCUUGGAAUGCGGACGGUAAGGGCUCCAGCAUAUGGGACACUUUUUGUCAUGCUAAAGGGAAAAUCUUUGAGGACCAAAACGGAGAUGUGGCUUGUGACAGUUAUCAUCUGUGGGAAGAGGAUCUGAAGUGUAUCCAACAGUUAGGACUCUCCCACUAUCGCUUGUCCUUCUCCUGGUCCCGACUCCUUCCUGAUGGAACAACUCAACAUGUUAAUCCUAAAGGUGUGGCCUACUAUAAUAAAGUGAUUGACAGCUUGUUGGCCAAUAACAUUACUCCCAUGGUGACCCUUUACCACAACGACUUACCUCAGGCUCUGCAGGACAUUGGCGGGUGGAAGUCUUUGGAGAUAGCUGACGUCUUUGACUCUUAUGCUAAGUUUUGCUUCGAGACUUUUGGAGACAGGGUAAAACUGUGGCUCACCCUAAAUGAGCCUUACGUGUGUGCCAAGCUGGGUCACGAGGAUGGCAUAUUUGCCCCUGGGCUUAAAGAACCAGGCGUCUCUGUAUAUCUGACAGGCCACAACAUGCUACGUGCCCAUGCUAAGGCCUGGCAUAGCUACCAUACCCAUUUUAGGCAAGCACAGAAAGGUCUAGUGUCACUGACUCUUAACAGUGAUUGGGCCGAACCAUUAGACCCAAACUCCCCUGAGGAUGUGGCUGCCACUGAGAGGUACAUGGCCUUUAUUCUGGGAUGGUUUGCAAACCCAAUCUUCCUCACAGGGGAUUACCCAGAAAUCAUGAGGUCCAGGAUAGAUGCAUUUAGUAAAGAGACGGGUUACAGCGAAGGCCCACGACUACCAAAGUUCUCUCCCGAUGACCCAGCAGUUCUGGGCACCGCCGAUUUCUUUGCGCUGAACUACUUCACAUCUCGCAAAGUGAAGGCUCCAGCCUCUAGCCCCAGGAAGCUCAGUUUUAAAAAUGACCAGGGGGCAGAAGAAGUUUUGGACCCCUCUUGGCCUAUCUGUGGGGUGUCCUGGCUGGCUGUGGUCCCUGAUGGAUUAAGGAAGUUGCUGAAAUAUAUAAAGGACACAUACAAGAGCCCAACGGUUUACAUCACCGAAAAUGGCUUUUCUCAAAUGGGACCUGUUGAAAUGGAGGACAUGAAACGCUGUGUAUAUUACAGGGACACUCUUCACGAGAUAUCCAAAGCUAUGAGGGAAGAUGGAGUGGAUGUUCGGGGAUAUUUUGUGUGGUCCCUCAUGGAUAAUUUUGAGUGGGUCGACGGCUUCGGCGUCCGUUUCGGGCUUUUUCACGUGGACUUCUCCCGACCUGAGCUGACCCGCACGAUGUAUCGCUCUGGGAGAGAGUACGCCGCCAUAAUAUCCAAUCACCGUUCCAGACACAAACCGACACAAACUGGAAGGUGAUACCACGACCGCACGCAAACUGGUUUUAAACGCUCUCAUCAUCAACAUAUCUCUUCAAGGAAGUGGCCAGUGAGAAAAAUGGGACCAUCCAGUAGUUAACAGUUGUGCCAAGUGUAGUAGUUUAAAAAAUGAUUCUGCCUUAAUCAGAACUGAUGUGUCUAAAUGCUUGGCAUUUGAAAGGAUAGCGUGACUCUUAAGUGAAAGUGAAGGGGGGAAUUUUACGUUGCUUUUGUAUCACAGAACCUCUCUAUUAUCAAACAUGAAUUCUGUACUUCAAAACACAUGCUUGUGGCAUUCCCUAUACCUCGGUAACUCUCUAAAGUAAAUAAAUUUCAGCUGGUUUUGCUUUGAAUAAGAACAUAAUUUGUCAUUGGGUAUUAUGGUCUAUUUCAAGUAAAUGGAAACCAGUUUUUGGAUCCAGGCAGUCUGUACAAAAGGCUCAAUCAGAGGAGAGAAGUUUUGGCUUAGAGUGCAGUGCCAGCUGAACCCAAGCCAGU
Chanos chanos (milkfish) is the source of this 2041-nucleotide messenger RNA. It is a transcript of the gene gba3, whose product is annotated as glucosidase, beta, acid 3. The transcript has 5 exons. Gene Ontology annotation, cellular component: cytosol. NCBI's taxonomy places the organism in Eukaryota, Metazoa, Chordata, Actinopteri, Gonorynchiformes, Chanidae. Gene Ontology annotation, biological process: carbohydrate metabolic process; glycosylceramide catabolic process. The record is from RefSeq and is a predicted model, not a curated record. Gene Ontology annotation, molecular function: beta-galactosidase activity; glycosylceramidase activity. Bases 96 to 1544 code for a protein of 482 amino acids.